Molecule: messenger RNA, 978 nt
Organism: Adineta ricciae
Lineage: Eukaryota; Metazoa; Rotifera; Eurotatoria; Adinetida; Adinetidae
Source: the annotation of a GenBank genome assembly
AUGAAUUUGGAUUACACACCAGAUAUGUUCAAUCAAGCACUGAUUCUUCUUGAAAACAAAGUUUUUGAUGGCAAAGUGCUUCCCGUUCCUCAACGAAAUCGGGGUGAUCGACUAAGCAGUGCGAUGCUCAGAGAAACAAGUUAUAAUGUGAACGAGUUAAACGCUUAUGUAACCGCAAAUGAACCGUUAUUGGUACCAGAUCAGCGAGCUGCGUACAAUGCAAUUUUGGCUCAGGUCGAGAGAAAAGCUGGUGGAAUCAUUUUUCUUGAUGCGCCCGGUGGAACAGGGAAGACAUUUGUCAUCAAUUUACUAUUAGCUAAAAUCCGCCAACAGUCGAAGAUUGCAGUUGCAGUUGCCUCUUCUGGCAUUGCCGCUACGCUACUGCAUGGUGGUCGCACUGCUCAUUCGACAUUAAAGUUACCCUUGACGCGUCCGUCAGAUGACAAGUAUGUCUGUAAUAUUAAGAAGGGAACUAGCGAAGCAAUGGUUCUUCAGGAGUGUCAACUUAUUGUAUGGGACGAGUGCACAAUGGCCAAUAGGCAUGCAUUGGAAGCCUUGAACUAUACUCUACAAGAUCUUCAUGGUAGUGGAUGUAAUAUGGGCGGAGUAGUUUUACUUCUUGCUGGGGAUUUUAGACAAACACUGCCCGUUAUUCCGAAGGGCACUAUCGCUGAUGAACUGAAAGCUUGCCUGAAAUCUUCGUAUCUUUGGAUACAUGUAACAUCAUUGAAACUUUCAACUAACAUGAGAGUCCACUUACAAGGUGACGUGUCAGCUGGUCGUUUUGCCGAACAGCUUGUAACAGUUGGAAAUGGUAAAAUACCUGCUGAUCGAGUUAAUGGUCUCAUUAGUUUUCCAACCAAUUUUUGCAAUUUGGUCGAAUCAGUCGAAAUUCUUAAGGAUCGGGUAUUUCCAAACAUUACGACUCAUUUCAGAGACCAUGCAUGGCUGUGCGAACGUGCUAUUUUAGCUCCCUAA